This is a messenger RNA of Linum trigynum, 799 nucleotides long. NCBI's taxonomy places the organism in Eukaryota, Viridiplantae, Streptophyta, Magnoliopsida, Malpighiales, Linaceae. The record is from the annotation of a GenBank genome assembly.
ACUUACACAAUCUCCCUUUCAACUGCGGAUUCUCACUAUAAAUAAGAGACUCGAGUAAAACAUCAAAACAUCAAACCCAAAAGAGCUUGAAGGAUUAGCAUACAUUGUAACGAAGAAGAAGAAGAAGAAUGGAAGGCAGAGUUUCCAAGAGCAUUGUCAUGGCGGCGACCUUGGUUGUAGUGGUGAUCAUGGCGCUGCUCGUUGCUCAAGGAGACGCCGAUCAAGAGAAAUUCGAUAAAUGUUACAAGGCGUGCAUGGCGACUUGUCACAUGAUCGGCAUCGACAUGUGCAUGACGUUCUGCGCUAGAAAAUGUAUAGAAGGGAAGAAGUUCUCGGGUCCGAGCACUUCGGAGAAGCAAGUGCAAAAUAUCACCACCAAUCCUGUGGAAGGACCUCAUCAAUAAUAGAGAAUGCAUGUAAAUUUUUGCUUGUAUGUCUAUCUUUUGUGUGUUGUUGAUUUUGGAGUUGUUUAAUUUGUUCAAUAUUUCAUGCGCCAACCAGCUGAAAGAUCUCGCGACCAUUUCGGUUUAAUGUGAUAUCACUAGGGGGACAUUUGGAUGACUUCGAGAUCCAAGAACACACAUUAGAUCUUAAUUGUGCAAAAAUUUGAGUAUUUUUCUGUUACCUUUUUUUCCCUACACAUUUCGAUAACCGUUUGUUAACCAAAUUUGACUAUGAUGACCACAUUAAGCACUUUGCUAAUCAAAUCAUUAACCCAUACAUAACCAAAAUUUCCUCAUAACACCAUUAUCCAUGACCACUUAUCCAAUUGGGCCCUCAUUAAAUGUAGUAAUUAUCU